AUGGGUGCACGCGAUUCAAAGCUUGGUUCACGUGCGGGAUCACCGCUGGCCUGUGAAACACAUUUGGGAGAGAUAUCAGUCCAGAGUUUUGGUCCAGAGAAUGGACCAGUGGUGAUUGCUAUUCAUGGUAUGUCAUCAGCUGUCCUGCGCGAAUGGGAUGUCUGUGCUGAAGCUUGCGCGGAAGCGGGUUUUCGGGUCUUGCUGCCCAAUUUUCAUUCCAAUCCAAGAACAGCUCCUGGUCUUGGUCUCGGAGUUGGGGAAGAAGAUGUGAUGAAGAUUCUGGUGACUGCAAUUUCAGCACACAGCAAAGACCCGGUGAUUUUGAUGGGAAAAAGUUGGGGAGGUGCUGUUGCAGCGAAAUUUGCGCAAAGACACUCAGACAUGGUGAGACAAUUGGUGCUAAUUUGCCCAGCACUAGCAAGUGCAGCUGUUGCCAAGGAGGUGAAACGCGGCGGUCGGAAAAAGAUGGGCGAGUGUUGCUUCAAAAGGAUACUGGGGAAGCUGUCCUGUCGUGUGUUUGGCAUUGAAGACAUUAAAGAUGAUGGUAGGAAGGAGAUGCCGCAGCAAAUUUGCGAAACAGUCCGCUAUCCGACAGGUCAUGUGGUGCUUCGCACCCCAGAUGUGCGGGAAGAGGGUGAAAAGCAACAUCAUCCGAGUGACGCGCCCAUGCCUUGGAUAUCCUUGGAUGCCAUGGCUUUCCCGUUGGGCCAUCCAUUUUUUUGGUGGCAGAAGAAGCAAAGCCAACCUUGCGACGAGUGCUCGUCGCUGGAGGAUUUCUACAAGGACAACGACUUGGUCUUUCUGCUUUUCUACGAGCGGAACCUGGUUUCGCACCAUGCCUACAAGGGAGCCAUUGUUGCGGGCUUUCAUGAGGCUUGCAAAGAUCUUCGGUGGUCCAGAGUUGCGUGCGGCAUCGUAGACAUGCUUGAGGACAAAGUGUACGCUGAAAAAUACAUUGAUCCGAAAACUGCUCCGGCGCACAUCGCUGUGCGAGCUGGCGAGCCAGUUCCUUCGCAGAAGGAGUGGAUACAAAAGCUCCUGUCGAAGCCUGGGGACAAGGCGUUGAUGUUGUGGCACCUGCACCAGCAGCUGGUGCCCAAAGAGCUGGGUGAGCCAUUGCAGAUCUCCAUUGCCACAAAGGAGAAGCAAUUGGAGGGGUUGAUCUCCAAACAUGAGGUUGUGGUGGUCGCCAACCUGGCCACUGCCAGCACAAAGGUGGUGGAAUCUUUCCGCGCUGCAGUCCAGCAACUGGUGUGGAAAAGACAGGUUCCAUCCGACAUCCCAGUGCCAACAGACAUGAAGGGCAGCUCCUCAAAGAAUGCCGCAAGGAAGCAACGGCAGCAGCGCCAACGUGCGCGUAUACUGUUCGUGGUUUUGACUCAGGACGCAGCAGAUGCAGCUGUGCCUCGCGGCAAGGUAGCUGCAUUUGUCGCUGGGAAAAGUCAGCCGCCCGCAGAUCUGGAGAAGGAUUGGAAUGAUGCCAACAUCGGUAAGAUUAAGGACAGCACAUUUGCCGGGUCUGGCGGUGUUGUGGCCAUCAUCCAAGCGGCUGAGAUGGUGUUUCGCCCCCUGAGGCCGGUGCUGGCGGCGCAGAAAGCUCCUUCACCCAUCGGUCGUCGGAACAUGCUUCAGGAGCUACAGGAAGUGUCUUCCCCUAGCUGGCGAGCUCUUCCUCACUCUGUGCCCAGAUCAUUGUGGCCAACCGCCUCUUGUACCUUCCCCGCUUUGUCGCAGCAGGACACAACAGAAAAGUUGAGUCUCUAUGACACCAUGGAAGGUAUCUACACCGAGUUUUGGCAGGUGGCUGAAUGCGGCGUGCCAGACAGUGUGUCGUUGGACAGGUCUGCGGAGAUUGACUUGUCCCACGAGUUUCCGCCCGAGCAACGAGAAGCUCAAGUGGAUCAGGCGGCUGGCGGGAGGAGUUUCCUCGGUGCCAAACAAUGA
Cladocopium goreaui is the source of this 1944-nucleotide messenger RNA. The record is from the annotation of a GenBank genome assembly. NCBI's taxonomy places the organism in Eukaryota, Dinophyceae, Suessiales, Symbiodiniaceae.